Messenger RNA from Pomacea canaliculata, 2775 nucleotides. RefSeq names its product zinc finger protein 555-like. Lineage: Eukaryota; Metazoa; Mollusca; Gastropoda; Architaenioglossa; Ampullariidae. The transcript is spliced from 2 exons. The coding region runs from base 1165 to 2634 and encodes 489 amino acids. The record is from RefSeq and is a predicted model, not a curated record.
UAUACUCUAAAGUAGCAUAGUUAUUGAGAUUUUAAUUCGAGAAAUGGCCAAAUUCAAUGCAGAAUAUCAUGCUCAGAGAAGAAAGAUUACACAUUAACGCAAUAAAUGCAAAAGUUUUCCAGACAGAAGUAGAAAUCGAGCUCAGCAGUUCUGAACGCUUGCAAUUUGAUAAUUAUUUAGCCGUUAGCGAUGGAGAGAAUUCGGAUCUGUCAGAAUUUCCUCAAAUAAAUUGCGAUUACGAAAGUGUGGGUCAUGAACUUUACCAUUUGAAAGCAACAAAAUUUCGACAGUUCCUUCUGUUUACUGGUAUAGUAGCGUUAAAAGGCCAGGUUUGUUAUAGGCAGUAUAAUAAUUUUUUCUCUUAUUUAUUGUUAUUGAUAUAGCGUGAGGGCUGUUCAUCUACUAGACUAUACGUCUAUACCCCCGACCCCCACUGGUGCAGUAAAUUUAUGAGGGAAAUAUUUGAUAGUCGCAAGGCCCUGAUCGAGGUCUUUCACUGAUACUGUGAUACGUGCAGUGUGCAGCCUGUAGAUUAAGAUUAAGCCAGCUCAAAGAUAACAAACUAGUUAGUCGCAAGGUCGUGAUGUCUUUCGUUGAUACCCUGAUAGAGGUACAUAUAGAGUUUGGAUUAAGACAUAUUAAGAUAAAGAAAAGUUAACCCGCCGAGCAAAACUGAUGUCUUUGACUGGGUGACCUGAUGAGAAGGUCGGAGACAAAGAUAAAACAUUGACACUUUGCCCACAGUUGAUAUGUUGGCUAAAUUGAAGAACUUUUGUACUAAUAGGCACGUUUAUUUUCCUGUUCCUGUCACACGAGCUACAUGUGUGAUCACUGUAAGCCCAUGGACAGCGCGUUGUAUUUAUAUGUAUAUAUGCCGGCUUUAUAGUGCAAACCUGCAAGUCCCAGUGCUCUACAAGAAUGUCAGUGCCAACGAUGGUUCACCAAGUUCCGUGUUGGUCAUAUCGAUCUCAAGGAGGCUCUUCGGUCAUGGAGGGUCACCGAGGUCUGAGAGACAACAAACUUCAGUGGGUCUUCUUAUAUCACUAGAAACACUAAAGCUGAUGAAACUGAAGACUUGAUCUUCAUUAGUCAACGAUAAGUGGAAAAGUACUUUUAUGAAAAACACAAAACAAUAUAAUCAGUAACCCUUGAGACCAGAAAGAUAUGUCGGCCAUAAAAAGUGAGAUGCAGAGUACACUCAUGAAGACUGAAACAACAUCUGUAGCUGAUGCACUAGAAGACCUGACUGUUAAUGUAAUACCUAAAGCAGAAAGUUCAUUUUGCUUUGAUUAUAAUGAGACAAAAUGUUUACAGAUUGGUUGCAUGCAGCACGACAAUAGCUUUGGCCAAAAACUCCAUGAUAUAAAAAUUGAUCCAGCUGACCAGAAACACUGGAGGUGUGAGAAUGUUCCCAAAUUGGAGACAAAUUCUCAAAUGUCCAGUUCUUUCGUUAAAAUAGAAUGGCAGCCUGCUCACAUUGUGAAGACAGAGUGUAUGACUGAGCAUAAUCAUAGAGUAAAGAUUGAGAGGGCAUUGCCUGGUCAAGAGGUAGUUUGUCAUCCUAACAGUGAAUUUUAUUGCAACUGCCAAGGCAUUACUUAUGAAGUAAAGACACAGUAUGGUCUACAUCAUGAUGAAAAUGCAAAUGGACCAGUUACUUCUGAGGUCAAGCAUGAAGAUCACUCUGGUCAGGAAGUUGGUUCGAUAGUAAAUGCAGAACUGACAAAAUCACACAGUCUGUACAAGGAAGGAUGGAACAUAAAGGUAGCCACAAUGAUGAAGCACAUGAAGGCACAGAGCCCACCACAGGAAGUGGGGUACAGUUGUAGGAAAAAUAAAGAUAUUCUACCAUUUUUAUCAUCACCUGAACAAGUUGUUUCUGGAGGUAAACAUACUGAGUUGAUGGAUAUUACGACUGAGAGUCCUCAGCAUGAGACAAAUCUGAAUGUUAUAGAGCCUAGUGUCAAUUUCAAGUCAGAAGAACAGCGACAUAGUAAGAAAACAAAAUCUUAUGAGUGCAAAGUGUGUAUGUCUUCAUUCAGUUUUCCAUCCUUGCUCAAAAAACACAUGUCAAUCCACAUUGGGAAACUUCAUAAAUGCAGAGAAUGUGAAGCUGCCUUCAAAAGUUUAUACCUUUUGAAGCGGCACAUGAUUGUUCACAGUGAUCAGAAACCUCACAAGUGCAAAUUAUGUAAAGCUUCUUUCAAAAGAUUAGGCACUUUGAAACAGCACAUGCUUGUUCACAGUGAUGAAAAACCUCACAAGUGCAGAGUAUGUGAAGUUGCCUUCAGAAGAUUAGAUGUUUUGAAGCAGCACAUGCUUGUUCACAAUAAUGAGAAACCUCACCAUUGCAGAAUAUGUAAAGCUGCUUUCAAAACAUUAGGAAAUUUGAAACAGCACAUGCUUGUUCACAGUGAUGAGAAGCCUCAGAAGUGCAGAGUAUGUGAAGCUGCCUUCAAAACAUUAGCAAGAUUAAAACAGCACAUGCAGGUUCACAGUAAUGAGGGGCCUCACAAAUGCAGAGUAUGUAAAGCUUCCUUCAAAACAUUAGGAAAUUUGAAUUGGCACAUGAAGGUUCACAGUAAUGAGAAGCUCACAAGUGCAGAGUAUGUGAAGCUGCAUUCAAAAGGUUAGGCACUUUGAAACAGCACAUGCUUGUUCACAGUAAUAAGAAGCCUCACCAGUGCAGUGUCUGUAAAGCUGCUUUUAAGUUCUCAUAUAAUUUGAAAAACCACAUGCUGGUUCACAGCAAGGAUAAGCCUCACAAGUGCAGUG